Molecule: messenger RNA, 546 nt
Organism: Colletotrichum karsti
Lineage: Eukaryota; Fungi; Ascomycota; Sordariomycetes; Glomerellales; Glomerellaceae
Exons: 4
Coding region: 1-546 (181 amino acids)
Cellular component (GO): nucleus
Source: RefSeq, a predicted model, not a curated record
AUGCCUACAACGUUAUCCAAGACCAAGAAGCAGAUUGCGAAGAAGCGCAACGGUCAGGUCGUGGCCCUGCAUGAGUUCUCCCGAGACUCCAAGCGCCUCCACAAGGCGUCGGUGAGGGACGAGAAACUCGAGAAACUCGCCGCUGCCAGAGGCAAGAAGGAGGCACCUAUGCUUGACCGCGCCGCUUACUUCCAACUGGCUAUUAAGGAGAAAGGAACAGUCCCACUCGAAAUGGCCACCAUCCAAGACCUCAUUCACAAAUUUGUGCACCAGCAUGAUGAGGAGUACGCCGAGGUCAAGAAGACCCGCCGCCCUGGCCGUCCCGCGAGCGCCAGGGAGGACCUCCUCAAGCUGAAGAUUUCGACUCUCGAGGAAGAAUACAAGACCAACGGUUUCUUCCUGCCCGACCUGACCGAUGCGUCCAACGUCAACCUGCUUGACCGCUGGGAAGGCUCUUGGUCAUUCCUCACCUCUGUCGCCUGGGUGAGGAUAACUAGCGACGGCAACGUCAGGAAAUCCAGCUUCCCGCCCAAGGGCAGCUCCUAA